Molecule: messenger RNA, 246 nt
Organism: Racocetra persica
Lineage: Eukaryota; Fungi; Glomeromycota; Glomeromycetes; Diversisporales; Gigasporaceae
Source: the annotation of a GenBank genome assembly
AUGUUAUCACAAGAUGCUAUAGCUAAAUUUAAGGAAGUUUUAGUAUAUAGCAUUCAAAAAAAAUUAUCAAACAAUAGUAGUUCUAUGGGACCACAGUGUAUUACUAUUCCAUGUAUGAAAAGUCAGUUUGUGGAUGUUUUUGACACUGAAUCAGAUAUUAAUACCCCCAAUAAUGAAGAUAGUUUAAAACAAAAUCAUAAAAGUAAAAGAUCAACAAAUUUUGAAUUCACAGUUCAAUGGGUAUGA